AUGCUCACUCUCAUUCCCGACCGCUUCGUCCUCGAAGAAGUAACAUCAAAUGACCUGAUCAUUGCGUCUCUUGCCUGGGGGUUCACCCUCGGCAUCGGCUGGCUGACGACAUGGUCGGCCAUUCAGCAGACGGCCAGUGCCUACCGCCGUCGUGGGCUCGGGUCUAUGAUGCGCAACCCCUACAUCUGGAUGAUUUGGGGCGAGAUUUCUGUGUGUCUUGGGUUCGGCAUCAUCUGCUUCAUGUACAUUCUAGGAGUGAUAGCGCCCAGCUUCGCCUUCUACUUUUGCAUCCUGACCCUGUGGGCGCUCCAGGUUCAGUUCCUCCUCCAGAUUAUCGUCAAUCGAUGUGCGAUCCUUCUCCACGACCGAACUUAUGUAUGGCGACUCAAGUACGGUGUUGCCGCAUUCAUUACCGCCAUUAACAUUUCCGUCUACUGCAUCUGGGUCCCUGCUCGGUUGCAGAUUUCAGAAAGAUAUAUUCACAUCAACGAGGUUUGGGACCGUUGUGAAAAGGUCAUUUACCUCCUCGUUGACGCCUUUCUCAACCUCCUUUUUAUUCGCACCGUCAAACAAAAUUUGGUCGAACUGGGACUCAGCAAAUACGACAAUCUCGUCAAGUUCAAUAUGUUUAUCAUUGUAUUCUCUCUGAGCAUGGAUGUCCUCAUUGUCUCCAUGAUGAGCCUGAAAAACACCUUUGUAUACAUGCAGUUCCACCCGCUUGCUUACAUCGUCAAACUCAACAUUGAAAUGUCCAUGGCUAGUCUUAUCGCCAAGAUUGCU
Ilyonectria robusta is the source of this 780-nucleotide messenger RNA. RefSeq lists its product as uncharacterized. The annotation marks the transcript as partial. The record is from RefSeq and is a predicted model, not a curated record. NCBI's taxonomy places the organism in Eukaryota, Fungi, Ascomycota, Sordariomycetes, Hypocreales, Nectriaceae. The transcript has 4 exons.